Trichomonas vaginalis G3 is the source of this 848-nucleotide messenger RNA. RefSeq lists its product as uncharacterized. The annotation marks the transcript as partial. The record is from RefSeq and is a predicted model, not a curated record. Lineage: Eukaryota; Parabasalia; Trichomonadida; Trichomonadidae. The transcript has a single exon.
AUGGAUAGAAAAUCUGCUAGAAUAAAAGCAGAGUUGCAAAGAUAUGGUUGGAGAGUUUCGAAGAAGUUUAAAUAUAGGAAGGGAAGACCCAUAAAAGUCUAUGACAAAUUGUCUGGUCUUCGCUACGAAAUGGAUUUGGAAACAGCACGUGCAAAUUAUCCAAACAGACUAGAGAGGUUAGAAGAAGAACGUCUUAUGGACAUGCCUUUCGAUGUUAGUGAACCUCAAGUUGAAGGACACGACGGCUUUGCCAGAUUCUACUGGAAACAUGACGAACAAUUGCAUCCUUUGAGAAGGAAAAAAGGUAGUGCAGAGGAUGGUCAUGCUCCCAUGGAAAGAACAAGAUAUGCAUAUGAGAAGUACCGUGAAGUUAGAAGUCAAAUUACAUCUGGUCGAACCUUUACAGUAAACUUUGACGAAGGAAAGAACAAAGAAGGCUUCAUGGGUGUACUUGCUGCCAUACAAGACGGAAAUAAGAAAGGAUACAAUCUCAGAUUGACCAUAACAGAUUUGGAUGGUCACAUUUACUAUGCACAUGGCAAUGUCACAACAGCUGCAAUGCUUCUUGACGCUUUCAAGACUACAAAGAGAGAACAAAUGGUUGACUCCGACUCAGACAUUUUGAAUGCAAUUGAAGGAAUUGCAAGUGUCAAGUUCGAAUGGUACCAACCUAACCCUCAAGCAGUCAGACAACAUGCUGGAUACUUCCCGUUCAUAAAUAAGUCUGACAUUGACUUGACAAGGUAUGGAAUUUACAAUUCAAUUGAAACAAUUGUCAAUGAACCUUGCAUUCUUACAUGUCUCAGGAACUCUGGUCUUGUUACAGAAGAGAAGAUGAAGUAUCUUGA